Messenger RNA from Pyricularia grisea, 972 nucleotides. RefSeq lists its product as uncharacterized. The coding region runs from base 1 to 972 and encodes 323 amino acids. The transcript has 5 exons. Lineage: Eukaryota; Fungi; Ascomycota; Sordariomycetes; Magnaporthales; Pyriculariaceae. The record is from RefSeq and is a predicted model, not a curated record.
AUGCGAGCACCCCUAUACCCCCAAUUUCCGAAAAUAAUUCACAUUACGCGUAUUUUUGGGAAUUUCAAAAUUGUCAAUACCGGAUUAAAUAUUAACUCCAUCACUUUUAUGGAAGAAAUAGGGUACUCGUCAAACAAUAAUAGUAUAUCGUACCUCGAUCCUUUUUCAAAUUUUAAGAUUUGCGAGCCUGUUAAGAUUUUCGGAUUCGCUGUAGAAUUGGCGGAUCCAGAUCUUUUUGGGCGCUCGCGAGGAACUGAGUUGUUCGGGAGCUUCAAUCCAAAUGUGAUAGCUGAGCUUUUUUGGGAGCAAUCUCAACCAUGGGCUAAGUUCGCCGAGUCCCACAUCGACCUCGUUAGCUACAUUUGCGAGCAGUUUUAUGAUGUUCUCCUCAAGAAGAGGGGAGCUAAGGAUGUUGCUUCUCGAAUAUGGUCUUUCAAGGUCAGGGAGCGUCUUGAACAGCGCAAAGUGAAAGCCCGAGAGGAGUUGAGGAUGUUGAUCGAGGACUUGAAAGGCUUUCCUAUCAACUACAACCACUACUAUACGGACAACCUCCACAGGACCGGUGAAGAUAAGCUACGAACGCGGCUUAAUGCUAUGAAUCCUGCCCUACUUGAACAUCGCUCCAGCAUAAACUGCAGCCGAGGCGCACAUUACGACAAAUUCGAUUUAGAAUUAAUCAUUGGGACUUUAUCCAAAGCCACCAGGGAGUUUAAUGUCGAUAUGGAGAAAUUUAGCUGCGAGGAGGCCCUGGACUGUUUGCACGCGAUUUACAAGGUAAUCGAGCGCCACAUGUUUCGCGAUUUUAAACACGUUUUUUCCCUUUUAGUCGUGGCAAUUAUAAACGAUACCGAAAUUAAGUCCGUUGCCUUCGAGAGUUCUGUAAUAUAUCACCAGCGUAAAUUUUUGGUAAACCGCAUAUCAAAGUUUGAAGAGAGCCGUAUCAUUUUUCGAAAUGCGGUGGGAAUAUUGUAA